Onychomys torridus (southern grasshopper mouse) is the source of this 4028-nucleotide messenger RNA. It is a transcript of the gene Itk, whose product is annotated as IL2 inducible T cell kinase. The transcript has 17 exons. The record is from RefSeq and is a predicted model, not a curated record. Bases 1 to 1794 code for a protein of 597 amino acids. Lineage: Eukaryota; Metazoa; Chordata; Mammalia; Rodentia; Cricetidae. Gene Ontology annotation, molecular function: non-membrane spanning protein tyrosine kinase activity; ATP binding; protein binding. Gene Ontology annotation, biological process: peptidyl-tyrosine autophosphorylation; T cell receptor signaling pathway; NK T cell differentiation.
AUGGUGCCCACUCUCAUGAUCCUGUGGCUACCCAGUGGCUGGCCUUCUGCCCAGCAGUAUGACAAGACUAUCAAAAAGCGCACGUUGAAAGGCUCCAUCGAACUUUCCAGAAUCAAGUGUGUGGAGAUCGUCAAGAGUGACAUUAGCAUCCCAUGCCACUAUAAAUACCCUUUUCAGGUCAUGCAUGACAACUACCUCCUGUAUGUGUUUGCUCCAGACUGUGAGAGCCGGCAGCGCUGGGUGCUCACCCUUAAAGAAGAAACGAGGAAUAACAACAGCCUGGUAUCCAAGUAUCACCCCAAUUUCUGGAUAGAUGGGCGGUGGAGGUGCUGUUCCCAGUUGGAGAAGCUUGCAGUAGGCUGUGCCCCCUAUGACCCAACCAAGAACGCUUCAAAGAAGCCUCUUCCUCCUACUCCUGAAGACAACAGGCGGUCACUUCAGGAACCUGAAGAAACCGUGGUCAUUGCCUUGUACGACUACCAAACCAAUGACCCCCAGGAGCUUGCGCUGCAGUGUGAUGGGGAGUACUACCUGCUGGACAGCUCCGAGGUCCACUGGUGGAGGGUUCAAGACAAGAACGGGCAUGAGGGAUAUGCACCAAGCAGUUACCUCGUGGAAAAAUCUCCAAAUAACCUUGAAACCUAUGAGUGGUACAAUAAAAACAUCAGCCGAGACAAAGCUGAGAAACUUCUCUUGGACACGGGUAAAGAAGGAGCAUUCCUGGUCCGUGAUUCCAGGACGCCUGGGACAUACACAGUCUCCGUGUUCACUAAGGCCAUCAUAAGUGAGAACCCCUGUAUAAAACAUUAUCAUAUCAAAGAAACAAAUGACAACCCCAAGCGGUACUAUGUGGCUGAGAAGUAUGUGUUUGACUCCAUCCCUCUCCUCAUCAAGUAUCACCAGUACAAUGGAGGAGGUUUGGUCACUCGACUCCGGUAUCCAGUGUGCUCCUGGAGGCAGAAAGCCCCGGUGACAGCAGGGCUAAGAUAUGGGAAGUGGGUGAUCCACCCCUCAGAGCUAACUUUUGUGCAGGAGAUUGGCAGCGGGCAAUUUGGGCUGGUGCAUCUUGGCUACUGGCUCAACAAGGACAAGGUGGCCAUCAAGACCAUUCAGGAAGGGGCGAUGUCCGAGGAGGACUUUAUUGAAGAGGCCGAAGUCAUGAUGAAACUCUCUCAUCCCAAACUGGUCCAGCUCUACGGGGUGUGCCUGGAGCAAGCCCCCAUCUGCCUAGUGUUUGAGUUUAUGGAACACGGCUGCCUGUCAGAUUACCUACGAAGUCAGCGGGGACUCUUUGCUGCAGAGACCCUGCUGGGCAUGUGCCUGGAUGUGUGUGAGGGCAUGGCCUACCUGGAAAAGGCAUGCGUCAUCCACAGAGACCUGGCCGCCAGAAACUGUUUGGUGGGAGAAAACCAAGUCAUCAAGGUGUCCGACUUUGGGAUGACAAGGUUCGUCCUUGAUGAUCAGUAUACCAGCUCCACGGGUACCAAAUUCCCAGUGAAGUGGGCAUCCCCAGAAGUGUUCUCUUUCAGUCGCUAUAGCAGCAAGUCGGAUGUGUGGUCCUUUGGUGUGCUCAUGUGGGAAGUCUUCAGUGAAGGUAAAAUCCCGUAUGAAAACCGAAGCAACUCAGAGGUCGUGGAAGACAUCAGCACUGGCUUUCGGUUGUACAAGCCCCGCCUGGCCUCCUCCCACAUCUACCAGAUCAUGAAUCAUUGCUGGAAGGAGAAACCAGAAGACCGGCCACCCUUCUCGCAGUUGUUAAAUCAGCUGGCUGAAAUUGCAGAAUCUGGACUUUAGCAAGGACUCACUGACCAGCCACAGCCACAGCAACUUUUUCCAGAGCAUUAAAAGCUGCCACCAGCCCAGGAGCCCCACAGGUGCCUGGACCGCGGUGCCGGCCCCUACACAGCUAUGACUGCAGCAUCCUAGAAGAGGCUGGAGGACCAACUACUGGGCCAAAGGCUGGACUACAACCAUAGCAGUGUCUGUGUGUCCACCUCCACCCUAGCCUCUUGUCAUAUGCUAUCUCAAAGCUCCAUCGCCUGCUCCCAGAAGCCAUAAGGAGAAGCAGGUGUAGGCCACCUUUUUAUUAUUGUUUUCAUCAUAGGUCGAAUCAAGGGACCUUUUAUUUGACCCAACAAGACAAUAUCCCCAUUUAUGGAUGGAAGAAUGGGAAGCCGCAUUCUUUUUCUAAGAAAUACAAGAGGUGACUAACCAGAGGGUUCUGCUACUGUGGGGCUGCCAACCACAACUUCCUGCCACACAUGAGGUGGACUGGCUGCUUGUGCCUGAGGCCGGAUGUCACGAGGAUUCAAAGCACACUGCCACCUCUCUUUAAUGGGGCAUAGAGAGCUAUGUUGGAUGGAUAGAGUGGGAUGACCCAUUCAAACCCCAUGGCUGGACCAUUGUGUGUCUGAGAUUGGCCUAUGAUGGUAGGGAAUCAACAGGUACAAGACAAGGUGUUGCGUUGUUAUUGAUCCAAUGACCCUGUUUCGUAGUGAGCCAUGUCGGUGACUGGGUCUCCUGUUCCAUGCAGAAUGCCGAGGCAGUGAGUGCAGCCUCUCAGGAGCGGCAUCCACUCUGCACUACCCACCCAAACCAACAGAGGAGAGCACUGUGCUGGUCGUGUGUCUAGAGACUUUGGGGUUCUCUUAGGCCUUGGGAGUUUAGCAGUUUUAAGUGUAAGCCUUGAGACUACAAGGCUCUCAAGAUCUAGCAAAAGAAGGAGAGUUUUCGCCCUUGUUCAGACUAUCUAGGAAGGAAUACAUUCGCGAACUGGAAGGUGCUUCCAAAAUGCACACGAUGUCUAUUGUUGACUGGCACUUACAGGGGUCACAUGCAUAUAUAUCCUGAGCUACAGACCACUCCUGGAGAAUCACAGUUCAUACCAACCCGACGACAACGACGACACAAUAUUAUUGAUGUUUUACAGAAAGUGGAACACAGUUUUUUCGAAAGGCCAGACAGCUGCCCCGAGGGACAGAACUGGAAAGGACAGAGGUGGAAAUGUCACCCAAAUGUAACUCCAGAGCAGCCUCAUUUCUCUCCAACAUUGCCUCCUACUGAGAAUGGGUUGCUGAGCAGAUUAAUACAAGAGAGGGAAGUCAACCCUUAAGCAGUACAGCGCCACCCCGUGAUGUUGUUCCUGCAGAGACCACUGGGGGGCGCAGUGGGACCCUCCAAAUUGAAAUAGGCUCUCCAUCUUCAUCUUCACCUGGAUGUGAGUUCACAACUUCAAAGCUAUCCAGAAUUAACCCUUUCUUUCUCCCAACCUUCCAGAGUCGCACUGCCUGAGGCCAUUCAUACAAGAGCUUCAAAGGGGCUUUCAAUGUGUGGUGCCUGCCAAGUGUUUCCUGUAAUUAGCCCUCCAGCCUCCAGCCGAAUCCCUGGUGAGGAGGACUAUUCCCUGAUGCCAGGCACACUUGAGUCUCCUAAGGUGUUCAGAUAAAAUUCCUAGAGAAAUUAUCAGAGUUGCGGAUCCCUCUUUCUAAGCCGCAUGGUAUUCUGGCUUGCUUGAGACUUGAAUGUAUCACUUCCAGCUAUAAUUACUGUGUCCAGAUAAAACUCUGACAUUCAGAAAACAGUCUUCCUCCACUGGCCCACAAUCAUCCCUGUUUACUUCUAAGCCUAAUGUGCAUUCUCUUUUUUGGAACCCUUAAUUAAGAGACAGUUUCUGGGACAUUCAACCGGAAGAAAAACACUGGUACUGAGAGAUAUCUGUGGUGUGGUUUAGAAGACAGGCCACCAUCUGGUGAUUGUCUUCUUUAACCUCAGAUCCAUAGAGGCUUUGACAGACAUGUGUGCACCUCUCCAGUGUCCUGCAUGGGAAGAUGGGAUUCUCAUUUGCUGGUUUCUCUCUUACAUUUUUGCAAAUGGUGCUCUGUAUUCACAGAGAAUCCCUCUGAUGAAAGGUUUGGGUUCCAGUUUGUACUUUGUAGAUCUUGCAAUUUGUAAUGUUUGAGACUAUAUAUUUAUACCUGGAUCAAGAGAGUAUUUAUUGCUCAUGUUCAAGAUAAAAAAUAUUGCAUAUA